GACAUCAUGAGGAUGUUUGCUAGAUUCUAGUUUUCUAUCUAGUGUUUCCUAACUUAUCUUUUGUAGCUUAACUGUUUUUUAAAAGUUUGAAGUACAAAAUGAACAGACAGGUCGACUGUGAUGCAUAUGAAAUAGAAGAGCCGAGUGACGAAGAUCGAGCAGAAGACAGCUCUGAAGAUGAGCUGGAUGUGCUCUUGAAUGGUACCCCGGAUCAGAAGAGGAAGCUCAUCCGAGAAUACCUAACUGGGGAGAGUGAGUCCUCCAGUGGGGAUGAGUUUGAGAAAGAGAUGGAGGCAGAGCUCAGCACCACCAUCAAGACUAUGGAGUGCAAAUGGACACCGUCUAUCGCUACAGGGGAGGCUUCCGGUACCAAUGGCAAUGUUCCAGCACCUGGGUUACCGCUGCCAGAGUAUUAUGACAACAUUUAUUUUGACUCAGAUGAGGAAGAAACUGCUCCAGGCAGUUCAUCUGGUCAGAAACGCAGGAAACAGCGAUCUAUCCCCACCAACGAUGAACUGCUGUACGACCCUGAUGAGGAUGACCGGGAUCAGGCAUGGGUGGAUGCCAAGAGGAGGAGCUACAAUGUGAAGAGAAAAUUGCCAUCUUUAAGAAACCAAAAAGCGCAGUCUGAGAGACUUUCAAGCAGUGACGCUGUGCUUAACUGCCCAGCAUGUAUGACCACGCUGUGCCUUGACUGUCAGAGACAUGACAAAUACAGGACCCAGUACAGAGCCAUGUUUGUUAUGAACUGCACAGUAAACAAAGAAGAGGUUUUACGGUACAAAACGCUCAGUGAGAAAAAUCUGAGAAACAGAAAGAGGAGGAAAGGGCGCCAACCUGAGUCAAUGCUGUCAGCGUCUGCACCAGUGGAAGCCACAGAUUCAGGAGCAGCGCUGGGGCCGGGCGGAGAGGAGGUCUACCAUCCUGUCCAGUGUACAGAGUGCUCCACUGAGGUGGCAGUGCUUGACAAAGACGAGGUCUACCACUUUUUUAACAUUCUCGCCAGCCACUGCUGAAAAUAGAUAUUGUUGAUGUGAUCUUUGUGAUAUCUCGGAUAAGACUUUUGGUUCCUGUGUGUGUAUUAGACAGGCAUGUAAAGUGUAAAGGUUUUGCUGUACAGCCACAAUCUUCAACUUAAGAUGUUUACCCCUAUGGUAUUUAUUUUGUGUGGGUUUUAUUUCAGGAUAACAAAUCAACUUUAAUUUUUCUGAAGUUGUACCUGGUCACCACAGAUCUUUGCUCAUAUUAAAAACAACCGUUUUACUU
Esox lucius (northern pike) is the source of this 1266-nucleotide messenger RNA. RefSeq names its product e2f-associated phosphoprotein (gene eapp). Gene Ontology annotation, biological process: positive regulation of cell population proliferation. NCBI's taxonomy places the organism in Eukaryota, Metazoa, Chordata, Actinopteri, Esociformes, Esocidae. The record is from RefSeq and is marked provisional. Gene Ontology annotation, cellular component: nucleus.